AUCGGAUGUCAGCCUGUCUAACAAAAACACUUCAAUUUUUAGAUUAACCUUCGGAUUUCAACAUGAAGAUUCUUUUCCUCUUUGGUCUUCUUGCUGUUGUGUGUGGACAACUCUCACCUGUUUACAGCUUCGAAGACGACGAUACCAGCCAAGGGGUUACCCCAUUUGACCCCAACCGCUUUGUCAUUAUGACGCAUGAUGACGUGCUCAAUUUUUUUAGAAAACAAGAUGCUAAUGGCGAUGGUUUUGUGAGCUUUGCAGAAUAUAAAGCCACGAGACCUAACACAGUUCCUAAACAGAUCAUAAAUGGUGAGUUCAGAUUCUACGACAAACUGGAUGGCGUGAGAGACCUAAGAAUUUCUUUGGCGGCUGCUGCUGGCUACGAAAGCAUUUUGGACCCUAAUGGUGACGGCGUAAUCUCUUAUGUGGAAUAUGUACAGAACAUGCCGCGUGUUGAGGACGGCGUGAUUAAGGAGAUAAAUUCAACCUGUGAUUGGAUGAAACUGAGCUAA
Molecule: messenger RNA, 512 nt
Organism: Pomacea canaliculata
Lineage: Eukaryota; Metazoa; Mollusca; Gastropoda; Architaenioglossa; Ampullariidae
Exons: 5
Coding region: 63-512 (149 amino acids)
Molecular function (GO): calcium ion binding
Source: RefSeq, a predicted model, not a curated record